AAAAAAAGUGGGAAAGGCGAUAAAAACCCAUUUUUGUCGAUGGUUAAAAAUUAUAAUUUUUUUUCUUUCGACAUUCAUAUAUGUACAAGAACAUAAAUAAACACACACACACACACGGUAAAAAAAAAAAUAUUCAUCAUUCGAAUGUCGAUACCAGUCUUGUUAUAAUCAUUAAAAGUUUUUGAGAUUUUUUUUUUGUUUUUUUUUGUUUUUGUUUUUUCUUUUGAUUCAUUGAUCAUCGAUGAUCAUUUUGUUGUAACGAUGUAUUUGAAUGAAAAACGACGAAAAAUUCUAACAAUUCUAUUUAGUGUUUUUUUUGUAUGAUCAUUGUUACAUUAUUCAUUUAUAAAUGGAAUUCUCCUUUGUUACAUUUAAAUAAUAUUUUUACAAGAAAUUCUCGUUCCAUUCCUAAUAAUUAUAUUGUUAUUUCAUUAUCAAAAUUACGAUUUAAUAAUGACCAAUAUGGUCCAAAAUUACGUGGCCAAUUGAUUGAUGAACAAAAUGUUACAUUAGCACAAUUUCUUGGUGUUCGUUAUGCAGAAAAACCAAAAAGAUUUCGACGAGCAAGACCAGCAACAGAAUGGAUGGGCAUAAAAAAUGCUCUGAAAUGGCCACCAUUUUGUAUGCAAAAUAAUCUAAAACAAUUUGAUUAUUUAACGAAAAUUUAUAAUCGAAAUGUUAGUGAAGAUUGUUUAUUUCUAAACAUAUGGACACCGAUAUGGACAACAACCGGUAGUUCAUCUUUAACUAAUGUUAAAGAUAAUCAAAAUAUUACUACGAUGAAUAAAUCGAACAAAUUAUUAUUACCGGUCAUUAUUUACAUACAUGGUGGUGGUUUCAACUAUAUGGGCAUCAGUAUGGAAGCAUAUAAUGGUGGAAUGAUUUCAGCCAUUGGUAAUGUUGUUUUUGUUACCAUCAAUUAUCGUGUUGGUUUACUGGGAUUUUUCGAUAAUAAUCUGGAAGAUUCUGAACAUACAACCGAUCAUUAUGAUAGAAAUUUAGGUCUUUAUGACCAGAUCACUGCCAUUGAAUGGGUGAGAAAAAAUAUUCAUCAUUUUGGUGGUGAUCCAAAUCAAAUCACAUUACAAGGUCAAUCAGCUGGUGCAAUUUCAAUUGGCAUGUUAAUGAUUUCACCUGUUAGUCGUAAUCUUUUUCAACGUGUCAUACUACAAAGUGCAAGUCCAAUGAUGUUGAAACAAAUUUUUACAAAUCAUCAUUUUACACGUGUCAUUCAAUUGGCUAAUUGUACGAUCGACCAUCAUACGACAGAAAAUACGUUGUUAAUUGAUGAUGAAUAUGAAAAUGGCAAUGACAAUGAUUAUAAUAAUGAUAAUGGCGAUGAUGAUAAUAAUGUUGAUGAUGAAGAAUUUGAAGAUGAUGAUAAUAAUGGUAAUAAACAACGAAAACUUGAAACCGAAUGUGUUGAAAGAUUAACAUCCAGAAAAAUCAAUGAAAUACAAGGAGAAAUAUUGAGUAAAAAUAUUAUCAGCUUUAGUCCAUCGAUACCAAGUCAAUUAUUACCAGAAUAUGUUGAACAACAAUCUGAUAAUAUUGUACAAAAAGAUAUAUUGAUUGGUGCAAAUGCAAAUGAAUCAACAUUGUAUCUACAUCAUGAAGCACCAGAUAUAAUUCCAUUAGUUGAUGAUUUCAAUGUUAAUCUAACUACUUUUCAACAAGUUAUCGACAAAUUGGAUAGUGGUUCAAAUAAUCUCGAACGAUUAAGUUCAUUAAUACUUGAUCGUAUUAAGAAGGAAAAUUCCAAAAAUAAUGAAAAACAAAUUAUACGAGAAUUUAUGGUAUUUUUAAGUGAUUUCAUUUUCAAAGGACCAGUGUUUAAAUUUGCCAAAUUAUUAAGCGAUGAUGAUAGAAAAAAUGUUUAUCUUUAUCUAUUUCAUGAAGAAAAUCUUUCAUAUCCAAAAUGGAUUGGUUCACCACAUUGGAAUGAAAUGGAUUAUGUAUUCGGCUUACCGUUACGAUAUCCAGAUAAAUUUACCUAUGAACAACAAAUGUUAAGUCGAAGAAUGAUUCAAACGUGGACAAAUUUUGCAAGAACCGGAAAAAUGUUACGACAAAAUGGAAUCGAAUGGCCACAACUUGAUAAUAGAAAUCUACAUAUGAAUCUUAUGUCCAAUAAUGUUUCUGUUGGCAAAGAUUUUGGAAUGAAAUUUUACGAUAUAUUUGAUCUUUUAUAUGAUUCUACUUGAGAUCUUUCCGUCGUAACAAAAUGAAAAUCAAAAUUCAUGGCCAACGAUAAUGAUGAUGAUGAUGAUGGAAUUUUUGGAAAAUUUCGGCAAAAAACAAAUUUAUUGCUCACACUCACACAUUAUUUGAAUCUGUUAAAUUUUUUUCUUCUUCAUUCAUUUUGUUUUGUUUUUUGUUUUACUCACCAUAAUUUGUUUCUCAUAUUUAUUAGACAAAUGAUUCAUUCAUUCAUUCAUUUAA
This is a messenger RNA of Dermatophagoides farinae (American house dust mite), 2442 nucleotides long. NCBI's taxonomy places the organism in Eukaryota, Metazoa, Arthropoda, Arachnida, Sarcoptiformes, Pyroglyphidae. The record is from RefSeq and is a predicted model, not a curated record.